Fonsecaea monophora is the source of this 456-nucleotide messenger RNA. RefSeq lists its product as hypothetical. Lineage: Eukaryota; Fungi; Ascomycota; Eurotiomycetes; Chaetothyriales; Herpotrichiellaceae. The transcript is spliced from 3 exons. The record is from RefSeq and is a predicted model, not a curated record. Bases 1 to 456 code for a protein of 151 amino acids.
AUGGCAACUCUGCACUACCUUCCACCCGUCAAGCCCUCGGCAAUUGCCCUGGGCAUCGUCUUCAACCAGGCCGCCUCCGCCGCCGUGCUAGCCCCUCUAUUCGGUGACACCUACCACCGUGCCAAGGCCGCCGACAGCAAGGAAGAAUUCUUCAAGUCGAAGGAGACUGCCACCGCCGCAGCCAGCUGGGGUUCGUCCAUUGUUGGAUCUGCCGUGCAGACUUAUGGUGUUGCUGCCCUCAUCAAUGCCACUGGCACUCUGUCAUACAAAGGAGCUGCAUAUCUCGGUGGUCUGAUCUUCAUGGCUUCCUACAGUCCAUCGCUCGUCUCUCAAGUCGUCGUUGAAAACCGGCCUCUGGACACCGUCGCAGUCGGCGUUUUGACCCGCCUGUUCGAGACUGUUGGCCUGAGUGUGUUCCUCACGUACUGGGGAACCCGGACCAACCCCUUUGAGUAA